This is a messenger RNA of Linum trigynum, 2651 nucleotides long. Lineage: Eukaryota; Viridiplantae; Streptophyta; Magnoliopsida; Malpighiales; Linaceae. The record is from the annotation of a GenBank genome assembly.
AAUUUUUAUUGUACUUGUAUUUUUUAAGAUUUGGACCUAUAAUCCUUUUUAUAUUUAUUUUAUAUCAAAUAAAUAUUCUUUUCGUGCCAUGUUCGUUCUUAUACUCAAUAGGGUCUCGAAAAUAUUAGGCCCGAUAUGGCCCAUUUACAUACCGUGUCGUGCCUGUGCUCAUGCUCGUGCCCGUGAAGUUUAGACCCGGCACGGCACAUAAAUUUUUCGUAUCGGCCCGGCCCAUAUAUUACGUGUCCGUGCUUGUGUCGUGCUAGUAUGUGGACGGCCCGGUCCAUUGCCCAUGAACCGUUGUCACUGAAAUUGGAUGUAAAAAAACGCAAAAAGGUCAAAUUGAGUUGUAAUAUGGCUCCUAUCAUAGUUAGUAAAUACUCCUAUGAGUCUAUGGCUCUUUCCUCUUAUUUUUUACAAUCGUCUUGCAACUUAUUUCUAUCUACAGGGAUGAUGGACUUCAUUACCACCACCUUACUUGGAUAAUUGUUGCUUGUAAAUUUACUAAGGUUGAGCAUAAAGUUGUUGGUGUUGGAACAGUUGAACUCGUCUAACAUAAGUUCUUGUCGACUGAUGUAUGCCUUCCUCAUUCACUUCCUUGUAUUAUGUGUUGCAUAUAUGGUAAUCUAGGUGACACAUGUCUCAAAUAUAAUUUGAGUUUUUCAUUUUUUUUCACAGUUCUUAUAGUGUGUGAGAGACUGAGAGUGUUCUCUAAUCUAGCAAACUAACAAAAAUCAAAUAGAAAUGCGACUCUGUUAGACGUCAUAUAAUAACGUAACUCUCAGAGACUCAGUCAUUCAUUAAAAGUGUCCCCUCACAAACCAACGAUUUGUUUCGCCUCCACGUGGGUUCUUCCUUGGUACUUUCAAAAACUCCCCUUGGCGGAAUUUUCACUGUGGAUCCCUCCAACGCUCAAGUUAGUAACUAAAAAUAUCAGGGAGAGAUUUUUUUUCCCGUACCAGCGUGGCAACUGGAUGAGAGCAUCGUGAUCUCAAAUUGCAGGUUUAGGUGUCGUGGCUUUGAAGCGCCCUAGCAUAGUUGUGGCAACUGGAUGAGAGCAUCGUGAUCUCAAAUUGCAAGUUUAGGUGUCGUGGCUUUGAAGCGCCCUAGCAUAGUUGUUGUGAGUUGUGACCUUGAAGUGCCUGCCGGUUGAUCGUGUUUGAUAAGUAUUUUUAUCCAAUUUUGAAGUGAUGAAAGCAAGGUUAUAUUGAUAAAACACCCCUACGCGCCAACAACAACGAACUAUCACUUUGUUCGUGAUCGAGUUGAGGAGAAUUUUAUCUCGAUUCAACAUGUCUCCUCCGCUCAACUCGUUGAUUUGCUCACCGGCAAAACAUGCCGCCGGUUCCAACUUACUCAACGUUGGAAGUUUCCUCUGAAGGAGCCGCCACGAAGCCAGUCUCUAGCUUUCAACUUUCCAAGUCUUUUGUUUUCUGUGUCUUUUCUUGUCAAAGAGGUCAGCCGCGUUUGGAGCAAACAGAUACCAACACAAGUCCAAGGUCCUGCACUGUGAGCUUGGGGAGCAAGUAACUUCAGCGAUAUAUAAAAACCAACUCACCAUAGCCUAUACAUUCGCCAAGCCAGUUUCAACAUAUAAUAACUAGCAAUCAAGAGAGAUCGAUAUUCAUACGAAUUACGACGUCAGAAGUCUGAAUUCGCAGCAGUAGUCCUACAAGUGAUGAGUCCAAAUUCAUCAACAAUCCUGGGUUCUUCUAGCUUAAAACUUGGAAGCAGUACCAUGGGGAAGGGGAAGGGAGGGAUGAGGUGGAAGUGGCCCAAGGCUGCAGCAGCCAUUCUACGGAAGUUGUUGCUAUGGGCCAAGAAACCUGCUGCAGUAGCUGGGGAUGCCGAAGUAGUAGAGGAAGUUUACAAGUACUCGAGCAAGGCAACCACCGGCCGAGCAUUCAGGCCAGAGGCAGAAAUGGUGGCAGCAGCUAAACAUUUCUCCUCUGCCCAUAAAAUUCGGUUUGGCGGUUGAUAAAACCUACUUAGUGCAGUAUCAGUUAUUAUAUGGAAUGGAAGUGUUAAGCUUGUUAGUGUACAUACAAGACACCUAGUUCAUUUCAUAAGCAAAUCAAGAAAGUCAGAUCGAUCUAUUCCCAAUACUCUGCUUCCCAACAUGUGUUUCAGCAGUACAUGUUUAAACGUUAUCAAUCAUGAAGUGUUCACCUUGCUUGUGGAGCAAGUAAACCAUCAAACAUUGUUCUUCUUCUUGCAGUAUAAACAUGAUGAGCAAGCGCGGUAAACUGUUAUUCUAUGAUGAUGGUCAGCAAUCGGAUUGCCUUACCAGUCGUAAGUGAAUAGCAAAUGUAACCUUGUUCAUCUAUGAUGAUGAUCAGCACUAAUAGUGAGUCGAGAACCACAAAUGCAAAAGCUAGAAACAAACUGGGGAUAGUAACCCCAGUAUCCUGAGAAAUGCAUGCACAACAUGACUCGGCCAUGAGUGACCUGAUGUUGUAAGGAUGAAGGGGAGCAUUAAAAUUUCUAACCAGAAGAGCAAUAUGCGUGAAACCUAGAUGGCACCUUUGAAAGACAACUCUUGUUCUGCAAGAAAGGGGAAACCCCAACAAUCCAGCCUGACAUAGGAUGCCAAAAGGGGUCCAAAACUAAAAACAACUAAUUGCAAUUCGCAAGAAACUAAAAGCAUGAAA